Cucurbita pepo subsp. pepo (vegetable marrow) is the source of this 1350-nucleotide messenger RNA. Its product is annotated as Dof-type zinc finger DNA-binding family protein. NCBI's taxonomy places the organism in Eukaryota, Viridiplantae, Streptophyta, Magnoliopsida, Cucurbitales, Cucurbitaceae. Gene Ontology annotation, molecular function: DNA binding; DNA-binding transcription factor activity. The record is from RefSeq and is a predicted model, not a curated record. Gene Ontology annotation, biological process: regulation of DNA-templated transcription.
GUUGCUUAGCUUUUGGAAGAGAAUAUCUGGUUCUGUUCUCUUAUUUUACCCUAAUACAACAUCUAAGCCUCUCUCUCUCUCUCCUUCUUCUUCUUCUUCUUCUUCUUCUUCUUCUUCAAGCUAAAGCUCUUCUCUUUGCUUUAGAAUCUGGUAAAUGAUAAAAAGGGUUGAUCCAUAAUGGCUUCAGCUUCCCGGAUUAUGGAUAAACCCCGUCAAGAACAACAACAACAACGACCACCGGUAGCACCGGCUCUUAAGUGCCCUCGUUGUGAUUCUUCCAACACCAAAUUUUGUUACUACAACAAUUACAGCCUCUCUCAGCCACGGCACUUCUGCAAAGCCUGUAAACGCUACUGGACCCGCGGCGGAACCCUAAGAAAUGUCCCCGUCGGUGGUGGCUGCCGGAAGAACAAGCGCCUCAAAUCUUCUUCUUCUUCUUCCUUCUCCUCAGUCAACGCUACUCCCACGUCAACCCCAACUCAAAAACCUCGCCUUCACAACAACUCCAUCAUCAAUUCUGCUACUAAUAUUAUUCCUUCUUCCCCAAUGUUUUUUGGGGUUCAUAACACUAACCCAUCUCCCUUAAAUCUUCAAUUUUCAACUCUUGAUUCUGUUUCUGGUCUUCUCAACCUUUCCCCGCUGCCGCCGUUCGACGCCAUUGGCAGUGGUUUAGGGUUUUCCCACAUCGGUGAUCUCCGUGAAACCUUCAAUUCCCCUAAGCAAAUUCAAGAUAUUUCAAUUCAUGCAACUCACUUCCAUCCUCCCGCCAUCUCAUUCGAUCGAAAUUCACAGUUUUUCGGUAAUUUCGAAGCUGGUUUGAUGAAGGAAGACUUGAACAGGCUGUCCCAUAAUCAAACCGAGCAAGUCGAUCCAUCGAAUUUUUCCGACCCUUCUCGGUUCUGGAACUCGGCAACCACGGCGACGAGCAAUUGGCAUGAUCCAACGAAUAAUGGGUCCUCAAUUGCUUCUCUAUUCUAGGAGAUCAAGGCAUUGGCUGUCUAUAUAAGAAAAGACAAAGAAUAAAGUUGAGGAGAGGAGUGGGAUCGGAGAGAUCAUGUCAGCUGCAAGAACAGCUCAAACCCUUAAACUUUAUCGAUGUGGGUUUGAGAAUUUUAUAGGUAAUUGCGCUGAGAGGAACCUCGGAUCCUCUUUCAUUCGUCCCUAUAAUACCAUCCUAUCAACAAUUUAGAAUUUGGAUUAACCUCACCUACGCAUGGCCUUACAUGCAUGCAUUCAAAGGGAUCGAAUACGUUUUUUUUGUGGGUAUGUAUAGCUAAGGGUAUAGGAAGAAAUCAGUGGAAGAUUUGUUAUUUUGUAAUGGCAAUGAAAUUUAGAUUCGAAUUUGUGAUC